CCUGCCCUGAUUGCGAUCGCUGGAGUGCCCUGACUAGUACCUCCAUGUCGAUCUAGAAAUGCGACCCCGAAUUCUUGUAUCCUGGUCCCUGUGUGCAGUACGGUUCACCUAGACCCACAGAAACCAGGCCCGAAGAAAGCAGAGCUCAACAUCUCGGGGAAACAUACACUUUCUGAUCGAAGAGCUGACUGCUGCUAUUACCGUCCAUCUGCCGGUGCGAGCGUUUGGCGAUCAAACCGACUCAAGAGACCGACUGCAAUCAUGUCCACCUUAUCCCCGCAGCUCGUCCAGAACGAGUCGCCGACCGAUGUGACUUUCUACGAUUCCACUUACCACGACCCUUACCUCUCGGCCCCAUUGGACCCGGAUGAAGCCUCUUUCAAGUCCUCCGCCAUCAGACUGACACCUGUCGGUGGUGAAGACCAUAGCACAGGGCACCUGUCGUCUCCUCUGAACAUUCAGACGCAUAGUAACAUAGCCGACGCAAACAACGAGGACCAAGCAGCUUCCUACUCCGAGUUCCUUAGUCCAACAGAGGAAUUUUCAAGUGACAUGAGUGCCCACACGUCCCCUAGUGCUGACAUCUUGUCGGCGGGCUUUAGCAUGGACAUGGAUUUGGGGGCCAGUGGUCUGCACCAUGAUAACGGCAUGGCUCUGGACGUACAGGAUAUUGAACCCGAGGUGUUUAGUGCCUCAAUGGGCGAAAUAUCGUCUCCAUCAACCAUGCUGUCGCCUCAGCCAGCUAGCUUGAACCACAUUAGUAGCCCAAGUUUCCUGCCAGAUCCGGGCAGUAUCAAUGUUCAGGCUGAUCAUGAGACCUUGUCUCGCCAACCCCAACCGCUGUCAUUAAUCACGAGUCCGCCCAGCGAUAAACUCAAUGUCCAAGCGGUCCCUGAGUCGGCCAGGGCAAGAAGUCCGAUUGUCAAGAUUGAAAGCUACUCCCGCGGUGAUUCACCAGUCCGAGAUGCCUCUUUGACAGGGCGACGGCGGAGCCUGUCUUCCACACAUCUUUCACCAAAUGACAUGACUAGUGAAUCAGAACCCGACGGCUUGGAAGAAGAGUACCGGGGAACCGGUCUUAACUACACGGUCACACGCGCGCAGGAUGGCUCUUGGAUUCCCAGCAUGGCCACCGGACAAGCGGGUGUUGGGCCUUCAUCACGGGAAGACAUUUUUGUCUUGAGUCCGAACGAUAUGGAGACUCGGCGACGAUUGGAUGAGAAGAAUGCCGACAUUCAAUCAUGGUCAGUAUCAGUAAGCGCUGCGAACAGUGAGGCAGGGGAUGAUGACACCUCCUUGCUUUGUGGCAAUAGAGGGCACAUGGGAGGCAGGCGUAGGGCGAAAAGUGCUGGAGAUCCUUCACUUCAGCAGGAUUACUUCAAUUUGAAAUCUCGGUUACUGGGGCCUGCUAUUCCGGGGCCUGGCCUUCUGCUCCAUGAGAGCAGUGAUGACGGGAUUAGUGAAGGCGGCUCGGAUGGUGCAGAGAGCCGAUCUGACUCCCCGGCCGUCAGUGUCAACGAGGCGAGGUGGGCACAAGGGGACACGGAACUCGCCCCUGCUCCGGAACAGCCCAGGCCCGAAGAUGGGGAACCAUCACCCCAUCAAUUCCUUGGGGCCCCUCCAUGGCGAGACUCAGCUCACGACCUAUCCCCCCGAACGACACGGAUGCAGCCUUUGAGCUCGAGCGCAGCGAUGGUGGAAUAUCAGCGACGAGCCAAGGACAUUGACACCGCAUCCCGGUCGGCAACCUGGGGCACACGACACCUGAAUGAUGCAGAAGUCAACAGUAUCAUUGGCCCGGGCGGCUCCUUUGAGACCCUGUCUAUUAGUAACGAUAAAAGCAAGAAGCACGAGAGGAGAAGUAGCCUCCGUAAAUUUCUCCACAGGAAGCCGUCGUCCAGCAAUUUGAAGCGGCGGCUAUCGGAUCUUUCGAUCAUCCCUCCCAGCACGGAGGGCGCCAGCAAAGGCGACGAGGCCAAGAGUCCCCCAGUGAGAAAGGACAGCUUCCCGCAUCGACUGAGCCUUGGUCGAUCUAGAUCACCUAGCCUGAGCACUGGCGGUGCUGUGAUUGCCAUUGCCGGGCAGAUGGCCGCUAUCGGUGGCAAAGACUCACUCAGGGCUGCAUCACCGAACUCAGCCACAGGUCAUUGGCCGCAUCUCAAGGUUCGGGGAAGGAGCAGAAGUGAGCUACCAAGGGCUUCAGCACCCGGUUUGAUUGACUUGAUGACAAGUCACGGUGGACCGCCUGUCCCCAAUAUCGCCUACUCGCCUCGAGCGGCUGACCAUGGCGGAGCCACGCAGAAGAGCCCAAAGGUGACCCACGCUGUGGGCAAUGCAGAUGAUGAAGAUGAUGACAUCGUGGAUGAAAAAGGGUUGGUGAUGCAGUUUCCGGUUCCGUCGCAUUUGCCGGUCCCUACGCUCGAGGGUUUCAGGAACCAGAUUACCCAGUUGAACCCCCGACUUCCACCCGCAUUGAUUGACCGCCUUUCUCACGAGCAACUUCGUCGGUACCGAAAGCUGGUCGAUAGUAAACUCAGCCACACUCGCGCCGUUGAUCAGAAGAAAUGCCCCUCCGACAAUUACUGCUUUGCGUUGGGUGGCGAGGCUAAGUUGUUAGCACCUCGCACUAGCCCCGAGGCUGCGCACACGCAGUUUCAUAUUCCCGGCCAUGGGGAGAUCGAUGACGAUCCCCAUAAGCUUGGAGAAAGCGCAGUCACUGCGGCGCAGUUUCCCCCGGGUGUGCCCUUGCCACCGGUCAAGCGGUUGCCGGCGGAGUUCGAAUGCCCGGUAUGUUUCCAGGUCAAGAAGUUCCAGAAACCGUCAGAUUGGACCAAGCAUGUCCACGAAGAUGUGCAGCCAUUCACUUGUACCUUUCCUCACUGCUCAGACCCCAAAUCAUUCAAGCGAAAAGCUGAUUGGGUCCGACACGAAAGCGAGCGACAUCGACAGCUGGAGUGGUGGACGUGCACGGUUCCUGAUUGUCAUCAUACCUGCUACCGAAAGGAUAAUUUCGUGCAGCACCUUGUUAGGGAGCAUAAGAUGCCAGAACCCAAAGUCAAGAAAGCGAAAAGCCAAGGCUCGGCAAGCAAAACAAAGGCUGACCCGGGUUCCCCGAACCUGCAGGAAGAAAACAAUCGCGAGCAAGAGAUUGAACAGCUCUGGGACUUGGUCGAGCGAUGUCGGCAUGAUACCCUGAAAGGUCCCAAGGACGAACCGUGUCGCUUCUGCGGCAAUGUUUGUAGCAGCUGGAAGAAGCUAACGGUGCACUUGGCUAAACACAUGGAACAGAUCGCCAUGCCAGUUUUGGCGCUUGUAAAUGAGAGAGAUCUUUCAUCGAACGAGACUACAGGGCCUACUAGUGGUGGGCCAGAUGCUGGCCCCGAUCCAAGGACCUCCACGCCGGAAGCCACCCGUUUCAUGCCAAGGUUGGAUGGAGUCGAAGGGUCCUCGGCGGUGUCGACGCAGGCACCAUACGCCAGUAACAAUGCCGAGCGGCUUCAGGAGCCUAUGAUGUCGUUCAAUACAUCAUAUUCCCCCCACUUGACAACCAUGCCUGGCGGUUGGAUCUCCGCCGAGCCUGAGUCAAUUGACGCGUACGAUGAUGCGCCCGCAAUCCUGCCAGGGGGGGCUGUGGACCAGACGCGGCUCAUGCCGAUACAUCAAAACUCGGUCACCUAUCCGCCCCCUUUUAACGCUGGCCCUCGACUCCGAGUUCCCAACCAGAACCUCAGUGUAUUGCAAGACCCGUAUAGUUUUUCCCUAUCCCCCACGGAGAUGCAGCCCGCCUACGAUCAUCAGGGGCCGGUUUAUGUAUCACCUUCGGUGGAGAACGGCUAUGGGUACCAGGGAUCGAUGCCGCAGGCUAUGCCUUACGUUCCGGGAGGCUACCGAGAAUAGCCCUAAACCUCGAUCUGGAGAGGAGAUGCCACAACGACUCACGGGACUUACGACCCUAGCGCAGCGGUUGCAGAUCGUGGGGGAGGGAGGUUGUUGGAAUGUGGUUGAAACGGUCGCCCAAGGACAGUACUCCGUAGUUGCAAUUCAACUACCCGAUGUCAACCCUUUAUUUACUCAUUUAUUAUUUUUCCCCAUAAUCCCUUUUGGGGCUCAUUUCUGUAUCGCUUGAUCUGCAUCCACCUAUAUACCCACCAUUGGAUUGAACAUUGGACCAUUGACUUUUCUUGGGAAGGAAUAUUG
Aspergillus sclerotioniger CBS 115572 is the source of this 4197-nucleotide messenger RNA. Its product is annotated as putative C2H2 finger domain protein. NCBI's taxonomy places the organism in Eukaryota, Fungi, Ascomycota, Eurotiomycetes, Eurotiales, Aspergillaceae. The record is from RefSeq and is a predicted model, not a curated record. The coding region runs from base 262 to 3897 and encodes 1211 amino acids. The transcript has a single exon.